This is a messenger RNA of Podospora pseudopauciseta, 2782 nucleotides long. RefSeq lists its product as uncharacterized. Lineage: Eukaryota; Fungi; Ascomycota; Sordariomycetes; Sordariales; Podosporaceae. The transcript has 2 exons. Bases 406 to 1554 code for a protein of 382 amino acids. The record is from RefSeq and is a predicted model, not a curated record.
GGAGGCGGUAUGGGACGUUUGGGAAGUUGAGCGAGGUGUUUAGGUUUCUGGAGGGGGGUGAUGGGCGGGCGCAAUCGCAAUCGCAAUCGCAAUCGCAAUCGUAACCGCAGACGUAACCGUGGGCGCGUGCAUGGGCGUGGGCGGUGUUUUUGGUAAUUAUCUGGUUGUGGUUGCUGGAUAGCGUGGUCGAGAGUCUGGGAGGGCUUGCACUUCUUGAGGACUCGUGGCGGUUCCGGUGAGGAUAUUGAGUUUAUAGGUGGAGCACUGCUAAGGGGCUUGUGAUAUGGUGGUUAGUUAAAUUUCCCACACAAUUUCUUUCUUACUAGUUUUCGGUUUUUUUUCUUUUCCAAAUUCAUCUCCAUCAGAAUACUUGUUCCCCAAACCGAUCCAAGCCUGUUCGUCUCCAUGUCUUUGCAUGACCACUUCGGCUCUGAGCGUGAGGCGGAUCUUGUCAAGAAGCUGGGCCGAGAGGUCAGGCCAGAACAAACCGAGAUGUCUGCGGCACUUGGAGAUAAGAAGGCCAAACAGCUCGAUUUGUCCCCUCGAUCCCUAAGCCCAUCAGAGUCCGAGAUCCAACCGUCGGGACCCCGGACUAUUACACAGGCACACGAGGAGGAGACGCUCGAUGAGGAGGCACUCGACAAGUGGGAUACACUCCAGGAGGAGGCAGACGCCAUCUUUGAGAUGCUAUACUCUCUCAAGACAGUCAAUGACGUCCAUCUCUAUACUCUCGACGCGGCACUCGAUCAAAUUACCAGAUUUCACACAAGCAUUGUGAAGGCAGUCCAGCCAGCCUCCUCUUACCGCAAAAAACACCGCGCUGCCGUCCUGCUCAUACAAGUCUUGUCCUGGAUCGUGACAUCCAAUAAAUUGAUAGGACAAGAUCUUCGGGAAUAUGUCCUCGGUCAAAGCGCGGAGGAAGAAUACCGGCAAUGGGUCGACCCGAUGAGUGACGUACUCAGCUGCUGCACGUGGGCGGAACGCCGUCGUAUAUUCAAGAGCCGCCGUUGGCAGUGGGAGUUUGACUUGUUUGUGGGCCUGGUGAUGAACUGUGAACUAUUUGGUGAGAUUUUCGGUUUGCUUGAGGUGGCGGAGGAUAGGGAAGAGAUGUUCGUCUCCCCCCGCCAGAGCGAUCCAGCGCCGGCCCUGCAGUCUGACACGGAGGACGGCACAGUCGAGGACGGCAUGGUCGACGACGCCAUCGCUGUGUUUGAGGAUGGGGAAGAUGAGGAGGAGAUUGUUCCGCUUGCUGGUUCACCAGCCCGGUCCCGGUCGCAGGUGCAAAUGGACGUGGCACAGCCACGUGAAGAGGUGGCGGCCCAGGCUGGCAGGGAAGCAGCCGUUCAGUCUGCCGCGGGAGAAGCAGAACCCAGGAACGGUCAAGGAGAACCGCGGCCUGCUGAGAAGGCAACUGGAAAGAGGAGUCAUGAAGGGGUGGACGCAGGGCAGGGACCAAGAAAGCGUCAGGCCCGUUCUCCUGGACGGGUCUCGGUUCACUUGCACUUUCACGGGACCGUCCAGAAUGUGUACCUGGGCAGCGACUCGAGAUCAUAAAGUAGGUAGGAGGCUGUGGGUCUUGUUUAGCGCGUUGCUCUUCACUUUAUUGUAUCUAUCUGUGCUGUGACUUUUCGGUGGGCGGAUCUUACAUGGGGAUUCGGAGAGUCUCGGGAAACUUCUGUGAGGGAUGUUCUGACGAGAGGCUCGUCCGGAGCCCCCGGGUGGUAGCUCAUAGGUAUCUAGGAACGGAAAGUACGUGCGUGAAACCCCCCAUGGAGGGUCUUUGGCGGGGAGAAAAACGGUAGGCAUGAAUUGUCAUAAGAGGCCAACUGAAGAUGGGGAGCUCCCAAGGGAGCAUGCCAGCUCACAACAGUCUACCGCACCUGCCUCGUCACUGCCAACCUCCAAGUCGCAUUUCAUGUCGCAGGUAAAAGUCGCAAACCAACCUCUGUCAGACCAUCCCGACGAGCGAGACCUCUCCUGUCACCGUGACGACCCUCGACUCCGCCGAGCUCGAGGACAUAAUUUCCGCCCUCCCCAAUUCUCUCCUUCCCACCCUUCUGUUGACUGCUGCCGGGGCCCAUCCCGACAUCGCUAGUCUGAUUCAGGCCCACCCCAACUUCGAGACCCUAUUCAAUGGGAUAGAGACCUUUCGCAGGAUGUUCAAGAGCACGUUGUACCGAAAGGGUCAAAAUGAAGAAGCGGUGUAUCAUGUUCAAGCGGUUGAGAGGGGGUUGUGGUGGAAGAAAAUGAUACGCAUGCUGGAAUUCUUUGAUGACGAGGGACUCGAGCGGCUCUAUGGUAAGAAGAAAACCCUUCCAGACGGGAUCGCCAUUACGUGGAAGGAUGAUAUAAAAUAUAUUAGGAGGGAUUGGAAUUGCGACUACUAUGAUGAGGAUAUUGAGAAAGGCUUGAUUGAGAAUCUCGUGACGGACCUCGCUAGGAUUGAAGGGAGAAGCAAGACAGAGACGCGGAAGGAGCAGAAGGAAUGGAAAGACUGGGAGUAUUGGGAACCCUUGAAGUGGUGGGAAGAGUGGGAAGAGGAUGGGGUGCAUGAGGGGGAAGGAUGAAUGGCAAUGCCAGGUUUGUGUAAGGCGUGGGCAAAUUCGAUGCCCAACGGAAUGGGCCUGAGAGCAUGCCCUCAGGCUGUAAAUCUCAAGUGAGCUUAUCCUACCAUCUCCGUCUUCUCUUCCAAGUGGUACAGAGGGAUUUGUAACAUUUACGCCUGUAUAUGGAGACUGUCAUGUGAAACGAAGGCUUCAAAGAUGGGAGGUACGCCCCCGAC